AUGAUGUACACUCCUACUCCAGCUACUCGUCGACCCAGACCACCCAGAUCACUCAGCCGCCAAAGACCACAAUUGAUCAAUUCUCAAUCCGAUCCCACAAGUCAAAAGCAGAAACCUCGAUCUCACUCCACCCCUAGUUCUGUGGUGGACAAUGUCACAAUCGAAGAUACACCCCUGUCGGCGUAUAUUCGAGAAAGAAGGGAAGAUGCAAGGAACCACCUCAAUGGGAUCAGUGCGAGUCCAGCUGACAUCAGCUUCGCACUGGAUCUCAAUUCGAGUACCUCUGGGACCAGCUUCACAGCCGUAUCCAACGAUAAGAUCUCCGCUGCAUCCGGUGUCGCUCGAAGAGAGGGAAAAGCUAUCGGUCUAGGUAUAUCUGCCAACACCUCAGGUACGGGAUUAUCAGAGGCUUCACCACCACCUCCAUACGGUCAAAGUCUCCCCUCCUCGGUUCAACCGCAACACUCCGAAGUGCAGAACAACCCAUCUCCUACGUCAAUCACUUCCCCGAGACAGGAUUCAGGUGUAUCAUCAAGGAGGGUAUCAACUUCACCUGUCCGCGACACUCGAUAUCAUACUCUUCGACAGAGAAGUACCACUGAAGGAGAAACGAGGACUGUGCAUGAACAUGGCAGGAAUAUUGGCGGAGAGCAGAGAGAGGAGAUAGAGAGUGAAGAUGGUAUGUCUGAAGGGGAGAUGAGGAACGAGUUGAGAGAAAUCAAGCAAUUGCUGCAUAGGAGGGAAGAGGAAUUAUUCGUCGCUGCUCGAGUGGCUGAACAAGCUCUCGAAAGUCAUGAGAAAGUCAUGUCAGCCCUUCCUACCCAGGUCAAAGCUCGACUUCCACACAUUCAAGAUAUCUACACUCCGCUUAGCAAUGUUUUACCCGACUCUUCUGACUCCGUUCCAUUUCCCAGCCAUUUCCCUACUCUGAUCCAAAGAGCUUCGUCGUCAACUGCUGCUCAGCCACUCUCUCCAAUCGAAGACUAUCCUUCAACGACUAGCACAACCUACAGUAGAUUGUCUUCUUUCCUAUCACCUCAAUUCCCUCAGUAUACCUUAGAAUCGCCAUUCAAAAUCCCUUCGCCGGAACGACACUUGCACCACCCCCAUCAGCUAUUCCGUACAGUACGAAACGCCGAUUCGUCUCUUCCGUUCCCUCUUCACCACCAAAAAGCCAGACCCACCAUAUUCGGUAUUCAAUCUUCAUCUUCCGCUCAAAUGCCGACACCUCGAUAUACCCGUCUGGCAGCACUACAAGCGGAAGCUGAAGAUCGGAUCGUGGCCCUGGAACAAGCUUUGUCUGAGGCAAGAGACGGCGAAGAGAACCAAAGGAAAGUAGCAGCGAGAUGGCGGAAAGAGGUGGAUAAGAUGCAAAGGGAGUUGCUGAAGAUGGAUGAGCAGAGGGCUCAAGUCGAACAAGAUGCUUUGAGGGAAAGUGUCGUUGGACAAGCUGGCUGGAGAAGGAAAAGUGGUGAACCUCAUUUCACGGAACGGGUUGGUAUCCUUGAGACUUACGAUAGACCGACGAGUGGAUCGAACAGGAUAGGCUGGGGAUAUACCGCCUUUCCCGAAUUUCCCCCCGCGGGUCCUUCGCGUGAUCACAAACCACAGACAGUAGAUCACACGUCUCAACUCGAAGAUGUAUCCCUUGCGAACGAACCUCUGGGUCAGAUCACUAUCGAUACGAUGCAAUUACAGGGACAAGAUACCGAUAGUGAAGCCGAAGAGCGACCGCUGUCAACACAUCUCGCUGUCCACACUAUUCCGGUCGAUGAGGUGGACUCGAUGAGUACUACUUCAUCUUUCGAAGGGGAAAGAACAGCAGGGCAGCCAAAAUCUAUAUUAACGUCUCCUGCUCGUCAAUCCCUGCGUCAUACAACCUCAACAGGUGAAGUAAAAACCCUCAAGAGGAAGUCACCCAAGUUAAAGUACCUCUCUCCAAAGAAGGCUAGAUCCAAACCCGCCAGCGAGGCUAAUACUCUCAGCAGAGCAACUCCUCGAGUCACCAUCGAGUCCCCUCACAUAUCUCCUUCCGAUAAACCUCACUCUCGACAAGGGUCUGGAGGCUCUCAAUCUUCCGGUACUUCAAUCCGUCGAUCUCCUUGGCCUUCUCCAAAAGUUGCUAUGGCGGAUGCUUCCCCUGAUGUCCGUCGAACGAUCGAUUUCUUCUCUCAUUCUCGUGAGGGCUCUCAAUCGCCCAGCAUCAGUCCGGCUUUCGCUUCACUCAGCUCACGUAUGGCAAGCAUGCGAGCUCAGAUCAACCAGAGCCUAAGUCUGGGUCCAGAAAUUGGUCUCCGAAGAACACUUGGCAGUGAGCUAGGUAGCGAAUUCGGUGAUGACUGGGAUAGAGGUUUGAAGAGUUUGGAUAAUAUCCAUUGGGCUCAACCUACUAUCUCAUCGCCUUCUUCCCCUUCGAGGAUCAGUACGACUUCGCCUUUGACAUUGCAGCAGGACCAUUCUGAGAGUGAAGACGAGCUGGAGCAUGAUGCUGAGGGAGAUACUUCGUGCUUCUCCCCGGUUUACCAGCCAUCUUACCCCUUACCUCCAACGGUAUCUGCUGCGUUGUCCUCCUUGGCUACGGCUCUCGCCCCAUCGACAAUCUUCUCCGACGACACGAAGGAAUCAUCGCGGAUCUUGCCAAAGGGGUCCUUACGUGAACCUGGGAUCGACUACUCGGCUUACGAACUGCUCAACGAAGCUUGUAAGAUGCGGAAAAUCACCUGGGCUGAAGAUGAUACUUCACGCAACGACGAGCACAAAAGUAGAACUUCAAGAUUGAGUGAGAAAGUCGGCACUACCUUAGCACCAUUGCAUCAAAGUAUCAAGGAAAUGGGAAUGACUAGAGAUCCAUGGGACGAAGGUGAAUAUUCUGAUGAAGUGACUUUCUCAGAGAAGACUUCGAGUGACAAUGAAGAGAAACGAUCUAUACUUGCGAAAUCACGACCAUACAGCAACAAGAAGACUAAUUCAUUUGCUGCAGGUACCAAUUCCGAGACGCCUCGAAAGUACGCGCUCGCGCAUAGGAGGAUCAAUUCGUCGAAUUAUCAGUCACUCCAUUUGAUCGAGAAACAACUGGAACCUGAUCUGAAAGGAAAGGGUAAAGUCGCGGAGAAAAGCCAGAUGAAACCUGAACACACACUUACGAGAAAAGGAUUGAAAUCGAUCAAAUCGUCUUUGAAAGACCUGGAAACAUAUGAGGAUGAAGUGGAGAAAGAACCUAGCACGAUCCCAGCUAAGAUAGUACAUGAUUUAUUCUGUAUCAUAUCAAUAUGGCUAGAAUACCUUGAAUGGUUUAUCAUUCUCAUGAUUAGGAUUUGUAUGGAUAUCAGAAAUGGACCCAGAGGUUCUUCUGGUUUGAGAAAAGGCAAGAGAGCACAAAGAUAUUAUAUUUAG
Molecule: messenger RNA, 3393 nt
Organism: Kwoniella botswanensis
Lineage: Eukaryota; Fungi; Basidiomycota; Tremellomycetes; Tremellales; Cryptococcaceae
Exons: 3
Coding region: 1-3393 (1130 amino acids)
Source: RefSeq, a predicted model, not a curated record